This is a messenger RNA of Gossypium arboreum, 909 nucleotides long. RefSeq lists its product as uncharacterized. Lineage: Eukaryota; Viridiplantae; Streptophyta; Magnoliopsida; Malvales; Malvaceae. Gene Ontology annotation, molecular function: nucleic acid binding; RNA-DNA hybrid ribonuclease activity. Bases 1 to 909 code for a protein of 302 amino acids. The record is from RefSeq and is a predicted model, not a curated record. The transcript has a single exon.
AUGUGGAAAAUUUCAUGGAAUUACAUGCCCACUUUUUCUAAUCUAAAGCUGAGAAGAGUGAUGGUCGAGGAUCGAUGCGUAAGAUGCCAUCAAGGAGAAGAAGAUACCAACCACGUUUUCCGAUUAUGUCCUACAACGAAAGAAAUAUGGAAUCAAUUAAACUUCACCUGGGUUUUUAACAAUAGCAUUCCAGAUCUUUGGAAUUGGCUUACCUGGGUUUUCAAUCAAUGGACGAAUGAGCAAUGCAGAAUUUUUUGUUGCGGACUUUGGCUCAUCUGGGCAAAUAGGAACAAGGUAAUAUAUGAAGGCAAGUCAAGCACUAGUCACGAUAUCUCCAAACAAAUUAAUAGUUACAUUUCAGAACUGGACGGUAUAAAGAACAAGGCAUUUAUCUUGGAAACAAAUGCGAGACCCAAACAGCAAGUACAAAGGGCGAACGUGGUUAUAUAUUUCGACGCGGCUUUUGACUCACUAAACUUCCGAUCAAGGUCAGGCUUAGUUGUUAAAGAUGAGGGAGGCAGAACCAUAGCAAUAAAAUCGAUCCUUCAUGUCAACGUUGCAUCUCCGUUCGUGGCGGAAGCACAUGCAGGAUUCCAAGCAACAAAAUUAGGGAUUAAUAUGGGCUUUCAUAUACUGGACAUAUUAGGCGACUCGAAGACUGUUAUCACAAAAUGUCAAGAUGUAAAUCGCGACAGAUCAACAAUAGGAGCAAUUAUAAGUGAUAUUCAAAGCUUAAAGCCACACUUUCAAGAAAUAAGUUUCUACUUCAUCCCAAGGUUAGAAAACACAGAAGCCCAUCGAUUAGCAAAAGAAGCACUCAAGAAUGGUGAGGAACAAUACCUGGAGGGAGGAACUUCAAGGCCGUUUAGAGGAGAAAUAGAGCAAAAUCGUCUGGGAUCUUCAAGUUAA